Messenger RNA from Lynx canadensis (Canada lynx), 2917 nucleotides. RefSeq names its product centrosomal protein 70 (gene CEP70). The record is from RefSeq and is a predicted model, not a curated record. The transcript is spliced from 20 exons. Gene Ontology annotation, cellular component: centrosome. Gene Ontology annotation, biological process: regulation of microtubule cytoskeleton organization; cilium assembly. The coding region runs from base 516 to 2255 and encodes 579 amino acids. Lineage: Eukaryota; Metazoa; Chordata; Mammalia; Carnivora; Felidae. Gene Ontology annotation, molecular function: gamma-tubulin binding.
AGAGGGCUGAGCCGAGCCGUGCCGGGCCGGGCGCGCUGCUGGUGGGAGGCCGCGGCUGAGGAAGAUGAAGAUCCAGUUUCGGACGUGAGACUCACUGGGUGAUCAUUUCAUUGAGAUCAACUUGAACGACCAGGUGAAAAGCGCAAGAAGGACGUGCUAUGACUGAGAUUAAUUGCUUUGGCUAGACCUUCCAGCACUAUAUGGAAUAGAAGUGGCGACUGCUUUGUCCCUGAUCUUACAGGAAAAACUUUCAAUCUUUCAUGGAAGUAUGAUGUUCACUAUAUGUUUUCAUUUGUGGCUUUUAUUAUGUUGAGUGCUACAAGAACAUUUAACAAGAGGACCUAAUCUAGUCAUGGGAUCAGGGGAGAUUUCCCUGAAGAAAGAAAUCUGAGCCAGGAUCUGAAGGCAACACCAGUAUUUUUUACUGCCAAUCUACUUCUUCGGAUUUUACUUAAGAUACCAAAUCUCCAGCAGCCCCUAAAGCCUAGGAGUCUAGUAAAUCAUCAAACAGACUCAUGACUGAAAAACAGCAGGAAGAAGCAGAAUGGGAAAGCAUAAAUGUGCUUUUGAUGAUGCAUGGCUUAAAACCUUUAUUUCUAGUCAAAAGAACUGAUCUUAAAGAUUUCAUCAUUUUUGAUAAACAGUCAUCACAGAAGAUGAGGCAGAAUUUGAAAACAUUGAUGGAAGAAACAACACGUCAGCAGAACAUGAUCCAGGAGCUCAUAGAAACUAAUCAGCAGCUUAAAAAUGAACUUCAGCUAGAACAGAGCCGAGCAACCGAUCAGGAACAACGAGCUAAUGACUUGGAACAAAUUAUGGAGUGUGUGAAAUCCAAAAUUGGUGAAUUGGAGGAUGAAUCCAUAAAUAGGGUUAGCCAGCAACAGAAUAAAAUAAAAGAUCUUCAAAAGGAGCAUAAAGCUUUACAGGCAAAAUGUCAGCAUUAUAAGAAAAAACAAAUGGAGCAACAAGAGACCAUUGCUUCUUUGCAAAAGGAUAUCUAUAGAUUAACAAAAGAGGAGGAAGAGCGCAUUGUCACUCAAAACAGAGUGUUUGCUUAUCUCUGCAAAAGAGUUCCUCAUACCAUCUUGGAUAGACAGUUGCUUUGCCUAAUUGAUUAUUAUGAAUCUAAAAUUAGAAAACUUCAUAAACAAAGGGUAUAUAAGGAAGAUGAAAGUCUGUCAGAAGAAGAGAAAGACUACAGAAGUUUCGAUGCCUCACUGACUUAUAAAGGCCUUCUAAUGUCAUUACAGAAUCAACUCAAGGAAUCAAAAUCCAAGAUUGAUGCGCUUCUAAGUGAAAAGCUGAAUCUCCAAAAAGAUUUGGAAACCAGGCCCACACAGCAUGAAUUAAGACUUUAUAAACAACAGGUGAAGAAACUGGAGAAAGCCCUUAAGAAAAACAUCAGAUUAAAGGAUCUUCUCAGUCAGAAAAAGAUGGAGGACCCAGAGAAACAAGAUGAACCCAGCAAAGACAACCAGCAGCAGGCCCUAAUUGACCAGAGAUACUUUCAGGUGCUGAGUAGCAUCAAUUCAGUUGUUCACAAUCCAAGAGCUCCAGUGAUAAUUCAUAAACAGAGCAAAGGAGGAGCCCAACAUUUUCAUAAAGAUUUUGUUCAAGAUUGUGGAUUUGAGCAUCUUAUUCCUAUAAUAGAAAUGUGGGCAGAUCAACUGACUUCCCUAAAGGAUUUGUAUAAGUCCUUGAAAAUACUGUCUGCAGAACUGGUGCCUUGGCAUAAUUUAAAAAAGCAGGAUGAAAAUGAAGGUAUCAGAGUUGAAGAUCUGUUAUUUAUAGUAGAUACCAUGUUAGAAGAAGUUGAAAAUAAGGAAAAGGACAGCAAUAUACCAAACUUAAAAACUUUGCAAGCUAUUGUUUCUCACUUCCAAAAAUUAUUUGAUGUGCCUUCUUUAAAUGGAGUCUAUCCUAGAAUGAAUGAAGUUUAUACUAGGCUUGGAGAAAUGAACAAUGCUGUGAGAAACCUCCAAGAACUCUUAGAAUUAGAUAGUUCAACUUCAUUGUGUGUGUUGGUGAGCACAGUUGGAAAAUUGUGUAGGCUGAUUAAUGAGAAUAUGAAUGAGCAGGUUAUGCAGGUAUUAGGACCUGAAGAUCUCCAAAGCAUUAUCAACAAAUUGGAAGAACAUGAGGAAUUUUUCCCAGCAUUUCAGGCAUUUACUAAUGAUCUACUUGAAAUCUUAGAAAUUGAUGACUUGGAUGCCAUUGUACCUGCAGUAAAGAAAUUAAAAAUACUUUCAUACUGAAAACAAAUCAAAUUAUUUUUACUGUGUAAAUUGCAUUCUUAACAUUCUGAGUAUUUUGUAGGAUCGUGCUUUAAGACAAGGGUUAAAAAUGUAUUUACUCUCAGAAUUCAUCCCCUUCUUAAUAUUGGGUCUUCCCAUCUAUAUUUUUGUUAGCUUUGAGAUUCUUAUAGAGAAAAUAGUUGCGAAGCUAAAGUGGUAAGUUAACUUUAAAUCCUUUAAUCUUAAGGAAUUCUUGAGUGCUUAUAAGAUUGUUUUAAAAUGUAGUGUGUAAGUAAAAGAAAAACUCAGGGAGACAGGUUGCAAACAAUAGAAAGAUUGCAUUUAAAUUGAGGGUUUACUGACCUUUUUUAUUCUGGGAAUAAGGAUUGCCAAUGGCAGUCUUGAAUUCAGCCAAUAGGAACCUACUGCUUUCCUGGCAAGGAAAUUGCACAUUCUACUGAGAUAUCCUUCAUGGCACUUGACCUUUCAAAGCUGGAGGAAGAAAAGGAAGAAGGAAAAAAUGUUUUAUCUUUGGGUUAGGUUAGGAAAUGAAUUAUGAGGUAAUAGAGAGGAGUAGAUAAUAGUCUCUCAUUGAAAAAAGUGUCUUUUUUGCAAUCUUGAUGUAAUGUACUUUUUAUAAGGACAUGAAAUCUUAAAUAAAGUUCUUGUGAAGAAUUUCCAAA